This is a messenger RNA of Onychomys torridus (southern grasshopper mouse), 618 nucleotides long. It is a transcript of the gene Gje1, whose product is annotated as gap junction protein epsilon 1. Gene Ontology annotation, biological process: cell communication. The transcript is spliced from 3 exons. Gene Ontology annotation, cellular component: connexin complex. Bases 1 to 618 code for a protein of 205 amino acids. Lineage: Eukaryota; Metazoa; Chordata; Mammalia; Rodentia; Cricetidae. The record is from RefSeq and is a predicted model, not a curated record.
AUGUCUCUAAACUACAUCAAGAACUUCUACGAAGGAUGUGUGAAACCGCCAACUGUGAUCGGCCAGUUCCACACCCUCUUCUUCGGUUCUGUGAGGAUGUUCUUUCUUGGAGUGCUGGGCUUUGCGGUUUAUGGGAACGAGGCUUUGCAUUUCAGCUGUGACCCAGACAAAAGAGAGAUAAAUCUGUUCUGUUACAAUCAGUUCAGGCCAAUAACUCCCCAAGUGUUCUGGGCAUUACAACUCGUGGUGGUCCUGCUUCCUGGAGCGAUUUUCCACCUUUAUGCUGCAUGUAAAAGCAUCAACCAAGAAUGCAUUCUUCAAAAACCCAUGUAUACUGUGAUUUACAUCCUCUCUGUCUUGUUAAGAAUCAGCUUGGAGGUGGCAGCGUUUUGGCUUCAGAUUCAUCUCUUUGGCUUCCAGGUGAAACCUCUAUACUUGUGUGAUGCUGAAUCCCUUGGUAAAAAAAUGAAUGUUCUAAAAUGCAUGGUUCCAGAACAUUUUGAAAAGACUAUUUUUCUCAUUGCAAUGUAUACCUUUACUGUAAUCACCAUGGUAUUAUGUGUUGCUGAGAUUUUUGAGAUAAUAUUUAGAAGGUCAUGUUUCCUCUUUAAACAAUGA